AUGGCAACGGGUUUCCAGGCGAAGCUCUCCGCAACCAGGAGGCGUACAGUGGCCAACGCCAAGACAAAGUCUCAUCUUGACGGUUGGGUCCUCGAACGACAGGCGACGUCCUUCGCAAACGAAAAGGGUACUUGGUCCAACAUCGACUCUGAUGUAACCCCUCUGGAAAGAAGGACUUGGGGCUCAUGGUCGCUACUCGGCUUCUGGUGCAGUGAUGCUCUGAACGCCCAAGGCUGGGAGGGACCUAGUGCUAUCAUUGCAGCUGGGCUGACCUGGAGAGAGGCUUUCUACCUUUCGAUCACUGGAGGUAUGGUCGAUGCCAUACCGCUAAUGCUCAAUGGCGCUAUUGGGGCUCACUAUCACAUUCCAUACCCCAUCGUCGCUAGAGCAUCUUUCGGCUACUAUCUCGCGCGCUUCGCAGUCGUCACGCGGAUGGCAACGGCGCUUUUCUGGCAUGCGAUACAGUCCUGGACCGGCAGUACAGCUACAUUUCAGAUGAUCCGAGCUAUCUGGCCAGGAUUCUUGCGCGUAACCAAUCGCCUACCUGCAAGCGCAGGUAUCACAUCUAACGAGUUGAUCGCUCAUAUCGUCUUCUUCUGUAUCCAGUUUCCCAUCUUGUUGACUCCGCCACACAAACUCAAGUGGUUUUUUGCCUUCAAGACUUUGAUCGUCCCAGUCGUCAGUGUAGCUACCGUCGUGGUGAUGGUACGCAAGGCUGGAGGAGUCGGUGAUAUCUGGCACCAAGAGUACACCAAAUCAGGCUCAGCCCGCUCAUGGAUCAUCCUCAACAACUUUUCGUCGCAGUGUGGAGGUUGGGCCACCAUGGCCACCAACAUCCCAGACUUUACCCGGUAUAUGCACAACAGCAGGGGUGUGUAUUGGCAGGCUCUCUUCCUGCCUGUCAUCAAUCUACUAAUGUCAAUGUUCGGUGUCAUCAGUACCUCCUGCGCCAAGAUCGUCUACGGUGAGUAUAUCUGGUCUCCACUCGAGCUGGCCGCACAGUGGGAUGGCCCAGGUGGUCGAUGUGGAGCUUUCUUCGUCGGCUUCUGCUGGGUUGUCGCCCAGAUUGGCACGAACUUAUCCGCAAGCGUCAUCUCGUGCUCCAACGACCUGAUCAGUCUGUUUCCAAAAUACAUCAACAUGCGACGUGGUGUUGUCCUCACCACGUUCACGUCCUGCUGGAUCAUGGUCCCUUGGAAGAUCGUCUAUUCCGCGAACUCAUUACUCACAUUCAUGUCUGGCUUGGCCAUUUUCCUUGCGCCAAUCGCUGCUUUACUUUGCACAGAUUACUGGAUCGUAAAGAGUCGCAACUUCGACGUUCCCGCACUGUACCGUCGCCGAGACCGCUACUGGUAUACGUUCGGAAUCAAUUGGCGUGCCGCCGCUGCUUUCCUCGUUGCUGUUGUGCCAAACACCCCUGGCCUAGCAAAGUCUGUGAAUCCGAAUGUUGUUAUCAACGAUAGCAUCCAGCAUAUAUACGACAUGAAUUACCUUUACGGAUUUUGUAGUGCGGCCAUCGUCUAUCAUGUUCUCAAUCGAGUGUUCCCGGCAAACGAGACGCUACUGGACCAUCCCAUCUACGAGGACAUAGUCGUCCAAGAUGGCGUUGCGAUUGUCAACGAUGGGGUUCAGCUCAGCAACGAACUGGGAACAGAGAAGCAUGCAGCGAUGACUUCUGUCACACACCUUCCAUCGCCCUAA
Molecule: messenger RNA, 1701 nt
Organism: Aureobasidium namibiae CBS 147.97
Lineage: Eukaryota; Fungi; Ascomycota; Dothideomycetes; Dothideales; Saccotheciaceae
Exons: 2
Coding region: 1-1701 (566 amino acids)
Biological process (GO): transmembrane transport; nucleobase transport
Cellular component (GO): plasma membrane
Molecular function (GO): nucleobase transmembrane transporter activity
Source: RefSeq, a predicted model, not a curated record